Anopheles maculipalpis is the source of this 3866-nucleotide messenger RNA. Its product is annotated as neuroglian. The transcript has 7 exons. The coding region runs from base 12 to 3866 and encodes 1284 amino acids. Gene Ontology annotation, molecular function: cell-cell adhesion mediator activity. The record is from RefSeq and is a predicted model, not a curated record. NCBI's taxonomy places the organism in Eukaryota, Metazoa, Arthropoda, Insecta, Diptera, Culicidae. Gene Ontology annotation, cellular component: axon; plasma membrane. Gene Ontology annotation, biological process: dendrite self-avoidance; homophilic cell-cell adhesion; axon guidance.
CUUCCUCCCAAAUGUGGACGACACACCAUCGAACCGGCCAUGGUGCCGGUGGCCGCCGCCGUUGUUCCACGGCUCAGCUACUCCUAGCCGCCGCCAUCGUACUGAUGCUCAACGUACUGACAGUGCACAGUUUAAUACACUCACCGCCGCGCAUCAUCAAGCAACCGCCACCGGAUGAGAUGCUGUUUCAGGUUGCCCAGCAGGGCGAAAGUGACAAACCCUUCCUGAUCGAGUGCGAAGCGGAAGGUGAACCGACACCCAAAUAUCGCUGGAUCAAGAACGGUAAAAAGUUCGAAUGGCAAACGUACGACGACCGGAUGUCGCAACAACCGGGGCGUGGUACGCUCGUCAUUACGUCACCGCGCGACGAAGAUCUUGGACAGUAUCAAUGUUUCGCCGAAAACGAGCACGGUACCGCAACGUCCAACUCGGUGUUUGUGCGCAAGGCUGAGCUGAACUCGUUCAAGGACGGUUCGCCCCAGACGGUCCAGGCGGACGAGGGUAAACCGUUCAAGCUCGUGUGCCAACCACCGGACGGUUGGCCAAAGCCGAACGUGUACUGGAUGAUCCAGAACAUGGAUGGCGGUAUCCGGAGCAUUAACAAUUCUCGCAUGACACUCGACCCGGAAGGUAAUCUGUGGUUUUCGAACGUUACACGUGACGACGAGUCAAACGAUUUCUUUUACGCGUGUGCCGCUUCGUCCGUGUUUCGAAGCGAGUACAAAAUCGGUAACCGGGUGUUGCUGCAGGUACGCCAGACCGGUAUUUCGGCGGCACAGAACCGGCACGCACCGCAGCGCCAGUACGUUUCGCGUAAGAACGAGGUCGCACUGAAGGGCAAACAGAUCGAGCUGUUCUGUAUCUACGGUGGUACACCGCUGCCCGAGACGGUGUGGACGAAGAAUGGGCGCGCGAUCAUCUGGAACGACAAGAUCCAGCAGGAUAACUACGGCAAGUCACUCAAGAUACGGCGUGUCUCGUCGGAGGACGCGGGUGCGUACACGUGCGAGGUAUCGAACGGUGUCGGCAAUGCGGACUCGUACUCGAUCAAUCUGGCGGUAAAUGCGAUACCGUACUUCACAGUCGAGCCGGAAAGUGUAAAUGCGGCCGAGGGUGAAUUUGCCGAAUUUAAGUGCGAGGCAGCCGGUAAUCCGAAGCCCAACAUUAUGUGGAUCCACAAUGGUAAGCCGAUCGAUGUGAGCUACGCUAAUGCGCGCCGCAUCAUCCGUACGAACAGUAUUUACAUCAGCAAGCUGCAGAAGAGCGACACCGGUAACUACGGUUGUAACGCAACCAACUCGCUCGGCUACGUGUACAAGGAUGUGUAUCUGAACGUGUUGGCACUGGCACCUGAGAUAACGGAUCCGCCGAAGCGUGAGUUUACCGUCGACCAACGGAACGUGACGAUGACGUGCCGAGUGUUCGGUGCCCCGAAACCGGAAGUCAAGUGGUUGAGAAACGAUCGGGAACUAACGGGCGGACGGUACCAGACGAUGUCCAGCGGUGAUCUUUUCAUACGGGACGUAAAGUUUGACGAUGCGGGCGAGUACAAGUGUUACGCGUUCAAUACGCUCGGCAGCAAGACGGCAUCGGGCGAGCUGAUCGUGAAGGAGCGCACGGUGAUCAAUGAUCCGCCGCAGGAUUACGAAGCGGAGGCUGGCACAACGGUCACAUUCCGCUGUAACGCCAUCGCCGACUCGUCGCUCGAGCUGACGAUCGAGUGGCUUACGAAGGGUGAGAUAAUUGAUUUUGAAAAUCAACCACGCUUCAUCCGAACUUCCGACAACUCGCUGAUGAUUUCGAAAACGAUUGAGCUGGACACGGGUACCUACACCUGUUUGGCACGUACCGAUCUGGAUGAAGUGAUGGCAAACGCAACGCUUACGGUAAUGGACCGACCGAAUCCACCCACCCUGACCAGUGUGACGUGUAAGGGUAAGGUGGCGAAAAUCGAAUGGGUAUCAAAUGGAGAUAAUCGUUCCCCUAUCCUGAACUAUAUCAUUGAGUACAACACGAGCUUCACACCCGACACGUACGAUGUCCUGUCGGACGAGGUACCCGGUACGGACUUUGCCUGGGUAGUGAACACGACGCCUUGGAACAACUACACCUACCGGGUGAUUGCGGUGAACAAGAUCGGUCGCUCGCUACCAUCCGGCCACAGUGAGGUGUGCAGCACGCCCACCAGCGUACCGUACAAGAAUCCCGACAAUCUCGAGGGCGAAGGUACGACGCCGAACAAUCUCGUCAUAAAAUGGCGCCCGUUAGCGCAGGUGGAUCAUAAUGCGCCUGGCUUACAGUAUCGAGUGUACUGGCGUAGGGACAUACCGAGCGGGACCUGGAAUUCGGCGGACGUGCGAGAUUGGCGGCAAUCCAGCUAUACGGUGGAGGGAUUGCCGACGUUUACACGCUACCGGGUAAAGGUGGUGGCGUUGAAUGAGCGCGGAGAAGCUAAUUCCGGUCCGUGGGAAAUUGAAGCGUACACCGGUGAGGACACACCGCUGGAUGCACCGACCAAUUUUACGCUGAUCCAGGUGACGGGUCCGACAACAGCCAUCCUUAGCUGGAAUCCGGUUGAUCCGAGCUCGCUGCGUGGUCACUUCAAGGGGUACAAGAUUCAAACGUGGACUGAAGCGGAUGGGGAGGAGAAUCUGCGCGAAAUACUUGUAACGGCCGAUUCGAAGCAAGCGCUGGUGACGGAUUUCAUCCCGGAUGCGACCAAUUACGCUCGAAUUCUUGCUUACAACGGUCGGUACAAUGGACCGGCAAGCACGACGUUGUCGUUCGAUACGCCGGAAGGUGUGCCGAAUACAAUCCAGGCGCUGGAAGCGUUCCCGCUCGGUUCGUCCGCUUUCUUGCUGCGGUGGAAGAAACCGCUGCAACCGAAUGGUAAGCUGACCGGGUACCGGAUCUACUACGAGGAGGUUAAGGGUACGACGGUUGGACCUCGCAUGGAGCGUGAACCGCACAUCUCCGAUCCGGCAGUGCUGGAGGCGAAAUUGGCACGCUUGAAGCCGGCUUCCAAGUAUCGGAUCCACGUGGUUGCUACAACCAAGGCUGGCGAAGGUCAAGACCUUUACAUCGAACGUGCAACAUCGUCUGGGCUGGGUAUGCCACCGGAUGUGCCCAACUUCUACUGGGAAAAUUUACCCUCGGAUAAUGGACUGGCCAAUAUUAAGGUUGUGUGGCAACCGUCUCUCGGCGGUAAACCCGGAUCUCAUUUCUAUGUGAAGUAUCGCGUCAAAGAUGAAUCGAGCUGGCAAACGACUGAUCCCGAGCUGUACGAAAACUACCUGAUCGUGCACGGCAUCAAUCCGGACCAUCUGUAUGAGUUCCGGGUCGUAUCUGUUGAUGGCGAAUAUCAGACGGAAUCGGGCACACAGGAAGUCGACACCUACGGUAUCCAAAGCUCAGUAAAGGUUCCGGGUGAUAAUAUUGCGACGGCCGGCUGGUUUAUCGGUAUGAUGCUUGCGAUUGCCUUCCUGAUACUGGUCCUGAUCAUCAUUUGCAUCGUGAAGCGUAACCGUGGCGGCAAGUAUGAUGUGCACGAUCGCGAACUGGCGAAUGGCCGCAACGACUACACCGAAGAGGGCGGAUUCCCGGAGUACUCGCAACCUGUUUUACGUGAUUACAGUUUGGACAAUAAAAGCCAGGGCCGACAAUCGCUGAACUCGCAAAAAGUAGGACCGGAAAGUGAUACAGAUUCCAUGGCGGAAUACGGUGAAGGUGAUACAGGUGGUCAAUUUACGGAAGAUGGCUCCUUUAUUGGACAGUACGUACCGGGCAAACCACCAGUUAGUGCACAGUCGACACCGCAGAAUCCAUCGCUACAGGGCGCUAAUGCUGGCAUGGCAACGUACGUCUAA